Messenger RNA from Plasmodium malariae, 2295 nucleotides. RefSeq names its product STP1 protein. The transcript has 4 exons. Bases 1 to 2295 code for a protein of 764 amino acids. The record is from RefSeq and is a predicted model, not a curated record. Lineage: Eukaryota; Apicomplexa; Aconoidasida; Haemosporida; Plasmodiidae.
AUGGAAGGAUGUUUAUCUUCGAAUUUGAUGGUUCUAGGUACUGGAGCCUUAGAAAUGUACAUGUAUCAAGAAUUUAUAAGGAUUGUACAACAUGUAAAUCAAACAACUACUUCAUUAAAUAAUGAAAAUAAUAAAGAAAAUUUUAGGACUAAAUGCUUACAACUGGCAGAUUAUCUAAUUCAGCAUAAGACUCCACCACGAUAUUAUUUACAAGGAAAAGAAAAAUGGGAAGGAACACUAAAGGGGAGAUUAAAUUCUUAUUUUACACCCCUUAUUUUAAAAUAUGGUGGAUGUUUUCCUAUUUUAGAUAAUAAUGAAAAACAAAUUUUAGAUUUAAAUUAUAAAGCAUUAAAUUUAUGCGAUGAAAUAAAAAAAAGACAGGAAGAAAUACAAUGCAUUAAAGGAAAACGCAUAAUUUCUGAUAAAUGUGAUGAAACAUGUUCAAAUAAAAUUAAUGAAUAUAAUGUGUGGAUUAGUAAUGAAAAGGUGAAUUUUAAUAAUAAGAAAGAACUCUUAAUACAUAAUUGCAAAAAUGUACCAUCCCAAUUUCCAACAAAAAAAUGUGACAUAGUGAAUCCUGGAACAUUUAGUGAACUUCCUGAGUGCACGGUUAAGUAUUCAGUUGCCCGGACACAGCCUGAAUCUGCAGAAAAAAAAACAAUUCCUCCAGAUGUCGAUCAAACAACAGAUAGCGUUCAAUCUAUUCCUCAAGAUUCACAGAAACAAGAUUCGCAACUUAUAAGUGGAGAGAAAGAAAAAAUUGAAGUACAAACUGAACAAGAAAAAGUUCGUCCAGAUCUUCAAUCUCAAACUGAUGAACUAUCAUCAACCAAAGCUACAAGUACUCAAGGUGACAUCAGGGACAAUAAGGAUCCUCAACCUAGAAAAGAACAAGCAUCAGCAGCUUCUGAAAACGAAGAAGUAAUAUCAUCAGAUGGUUCUACAUUUUCUUCAAAGUCAGAAGAAUCGGUAGUUCCCCCUAGGUUUGAAACAACUCCUUUAUCUAUUCCUGCUCCACUUUCACUUACUCCUUCUUUAUCCAGUAUAUCUUCAGGACAAGUAGUAAAAAAAUCUAACUCUCAUACAUCAUCUAUUUUAAUAAGUAUUAUUAUUAUUAUUGUAUUUUCUUUUUUUAUUAAAUACGCAUUAAUAGGGAUGUUUAAAAAAAAAAAAAAUAUAAAAAGAAAACAAAUGAAAUUCCUUAGAAUAAAAGUACCUUCACGAUUUGAUAAAAAAAGUAAGUUUUUCACAGAUGAUCAUUUAGAACGCGCAAUAUAUGAUGAUGAAGAAAUCAUAAAAAAAAUUAAAAUAAAUGAACGUACAAAAAAAGUAAACUUGUCGAAGCAAAAAAAAGACAGAUCCAAAAUCAUAAUAGAAGUACAUAUGGAAGUACUCGAAGAAUGCAUAAAUGAAGAUUGGGAAAACCACAAAGACGAAUUCUUAGAAAUAUGUAUAGAUGAGUUCGCGAAAAAGGAUUAUACAACCUAUCCCAAUUUAAAAGAUGAUGAUCCAAUAAUAGAAAAUGUUAAAUGUAUCAGUGAUAUUAAAAAGCAAAAUAUUCUAUGGAAUAAAUGGAUACAAAGAUAUAGAAAUCUUUCUCAAAAUCUGAAAAAAGACGAUUGGUUUAAUAAUUUGAAGGAUGAAUGGAAAAGAGAAGUAGCUUACAUACAAGAAAUGGAAGAAAUAAAAAAGAAAUAUUCAAAUGAAAAUCAAAAAGUUUCAUAUUUAGAAAGAGAAAAAGAUAUAUGGAGACAGUGGAUAUCAAAAAAGGGUAUGAUUAUACAACAACAUCUUGAUCAGUACUGGAAUAAUGGAUUAGCAGAGGAGUUGCAGAAUAUCUCAGAUGAAUAUGUAAAUGAAGAUACUAAAAAUUAUGUAUCACUAUUAAAUGUAGAAGAAUUGCAACACAAAGAAAAUUAUGAAGAAUUAUGUAAAUAUAUAAAAAAAAAAUUAUUAACAAAGUUUUGUAUUCUCGUUCUUAUAACAGUAUUAGAAGAAUAUAAAAAUGAGGUAAACCUUGAAAAUAGGGAAUCAUAUUUGGAUAGAUCCAUAAAUGAAUGGAAAGGAGAAGGAUAUUCAAGUAAAAAGCAAGAAAUUACAGAAAAUAUAAUUGAAUAUAAUAAAAAUGAUAUAGAAAAUAAAAGAAAUGAGGAAUUUGAUGCUCAUAUAUGGAAAGCUUGUUUCAGAGAUGAGAUAGAAGAUUGGAUAAGAGAAGAUGACUUAUAUGCAAAUUCUAUAGUUAGUGAUAGAACAGUAGACAAAUCGGAUGAAAUAGAAGAAAAACAGUUUCUAUAA